Messenger RNA from Stylonychia lemnae, 1878 nucleotides. The record is from the annotation of a GenBank genome assembly. Lineage: Eukaryota; Ciliophora; Spirotrichea; Sporadotrichida; Oxytrichidae.
AUGGAUAGAGUUGGCUAAAUUUACAAGCUAUCCCGCAAGAUAGGUAGUGGGUCUUUCGGUGAUAUUUAUAUUGGCAUUCAUGGCAAGACUGGUGAAGAAGUUGCAGUGAAAAUGGAACCGAUGAAAACUAAGUAUCCUUAGUUAUUAUUUGAAUCAAAGCUUUACAAAAUGAUGCAAGGUUCAAUUGGUAUACCAGCUGUCCAUUGGUACGGUUAGGAGGGUGACAUGAACUGCAUGAUAAUGGACUUACUAGACAAAUCAUUAGAGGAUUUGUUUCAGCAAUAGAAAAGAAAAUUCAGUUUAAAAACUGUGCUAAUGCUUGCUGAUUAGAUGAUUUAGAGAGUAGAGCUAGUUCAUAGUCAUAACUUUUUGCACAGAGAUAUCAAACCUGAAAAUUUCCUAAUGGGAAGAGACCCUAAGGGUAGCAGGAAAAAGAUACUAUCAACUACAGUUCACUUGAUUGACUUCGGCUUGGCUAAGAGGUUCAAAGAUCCAAAGACUGGUGCACAUAUACCAAUGAAAGACCGUAAAGAACUGACAGGCACCGCGAGAUAUGCUUCUGCCAGCGCCCAUGAGGGUUAUGAGUAAUCAAGAAGAGAUGAUUUGGAAUCAUUAGGUUUCCUUCUAGUUUAUUUCCUCAAGGGAUAGUUGCCUUGGUAAGGACUUGCAACUCGAAAUACAAUUGACAAAACCGAACAAAUUAGGGAAAAGAAAAUGAAUACUACAAUUGAAGAAUUGACUGAGGAUCUUGAUGAGGAAUUUAAACAGUAUUUCACUUAUAUCAGAAGCCUAGCCUUCGAAGAUAAGCCUGACUAUUAGUACUUAAGAAAUCUAUUCAAGAAAUUAAUGGACAAGAAUGAUUAUUACUAUGACAAUUAAUUUGAUUGGAUAGCUCCUAAAUCUAGUUCGAAGGUUUCACCAAUUAAAAAUUUCAUCUAGUAAUUGCCUAUAAAGUCUGCUCGAGACUUGUUAGAAGUAAGAAGAUAAAUGAAAUAGUCCUUCAUAAUGUCACCCAAAAAUGAUGAGAUAAAAAAACCUGGAGUUUUCUUUAAUUAGAACAAAAGUUCUGCUUAACUUAAGCCACAUGUUCAAGGAACAGCUAGAAAAUAAUCAAUAUCUCCAAUAAAUGAGAAAGAUAUAAUGCCGAGGAAGUAAAAUGUAGUAUCUAAAGAGGUCGAAUAGAUCAAAUAAAAAAUAGAUCAAAAAAUUAGAAAAGAUUACUAAACCAUUAUUGAUCCACUUAUUCAAGGUUUGAAGGAUGUAAAAGAGUAAAAAGAUUCAAAGAUUCAAAAAUCAGCUUCAAAGCCAAGAAUCAACUAAUUGAAGUCUCAAAAGCUCGUCAAGGUUCCCUCCUCAGAGUAGAAUAUGAACAAGUCAUAAUUGAUAAACAGAUCAACAUUCAUUAAGCCUGUUCUCAAAGAUUUAGACAAGUCUUAAGGAUUGAGCAAAGACAGAUCAAUUAACAAUACUCUAACAAAGUCCAGUUUCCUAUCCACUAAAAAUGUCCCAUCUUCAAAAGGGAAACAGAGAUCGAGACAGUAGAAUACAUUAUUUGGGUUUCAGUCAAGCACCUCUAAGAAUUAGACUUAAUUUAAUGUUGCUUAUACUAAGACAACUGAAAGUACGGAUGAAAGUUUGGCUAAAACUUACAACUUUAAAAAUAUCUUGGCUCAUCAUGAAAAUAACGCCAAUCUUAUUAAUACUCAAAAUCUCUAAAACUUUGUUCCAUCAUAUAAGAGAAUAGCUAAUGAUAGCACAGGAGUUAAGAAUGUAUUAACUUAUCCUGAAGAAAUAACAGCAGAAAAUAUUUCUCCAAGACCAAGUCACUAGCCAGUACUUCAAGACAAGUAUAAAAAGAUAAUGAUGAUCAUUGACUGA